Molecule: messenger RNA, 738 nt
Organism: Fusarium sp. VM40
Lineage: Eukaryota; Fungi; Ascomycota; Sordariomycetes; Hypocreales; Nectriaceae
Source: the annotation of a GenBank genome assembly
AUGGCAAAUGUUCCAGCUCAUGAAGGGUUGGAGGUAUACCCUGUCGACAACGCCGCGAAUGCACCAGAGCUCAACCCUCAUGCUCUUCCAUAUCAAGGCUCCAAAGAUCCAAUUUCGGGAUAUAAUCAUAUUGUCGAACCACAGAAGAGACCUUUUGGUUUGAGCUUGUGGAGUCUUUGCACAGUUGUCGCUGUUAUCACUGCUCUGAUCGUUGGGGCUGGUCUUGGAGGUGGUCUUGGAGCAGCCUUGGCUGAGUGUAAGAGCUCCAACGAACACAACUCUUCAUCAGCCCAAGCUGUAUCCUCCGCAUGCCCGACAAAUACCGCAAGCGAGAGUAAAGAAACAAGCAGCCCGAAGUUCUACAAGCCUGAAUCACCAGACCAAGUCGCAAACCUGACCCUUCCCGAUGCAUGUUCCAAAGAAGACGGCAGAGACGAUUUCACCACCACCAACGGCUACGUCUUCACAUUUACCUGCGGAUGGGAUUUUCCAGGGAACGACAUUGCGCCUCUAAUAGCAUAUACUGCAUACGACUGCAUGUCCGCCUGUGCGAUGUAUACAGAGGUCAAUUCCGGCCGAGAGAAUGUGACGCUCUGCGAUAGUAUCUCUUUUAUCCAGGAAAUGUCCACUGCUAUCGAAGCGCAUGGAGCUAACUGUUGGCUGAAAAGCGGGACAAGAGAUCGUUUUCCCAAGAAUGAACGAUUACCACAGUUUCUGUACGCGAAGAGGAAUACCUAA